CUGAGUAAUGGGCUCUUAUAAUAAAUGCUGGGGUGACAGCUGCCUCUGCUGCCUGUUCACAAUGGAGGAGUCCUUGCUCUUCCUGAUGACUGCCCUCCUGGUCUGUUUCCCAACUUCUUCCUACAGUCAACUCUACUCCAUGAUUGUUCCUAGUGUCCUGUGGGUGGAGAGCGAACAGCGGAUUGUAGUGGAGGCUCAUGGACUAAGUGUUCCCACAGAGGUGACCAUCUCUGUCCAUAAUUUCCCACAGAAGAGAAACAGCUUGUACCAGAUCAAGGCUGCCAUGAAUCCAGCCAAUGACAUGAUGGUGACUCCUCUCAUAAAGGUUCCUGCAAAAGACCUAAAUAAGGACUCCAAGAAAAACCAGUAUGUGAUUGUCCAGGCUACUUGUCCUCAAUUCACACUUGAGAAGGUGGUUCUGGUCUCCUUCCAAAGUGGCUAUAUCUUGACCCAGACAGACAAAACCAUCUACAAGCCUGGAUCUUCAGUGCGCUAUCGUGUCUUCUCUAUGGGUCAUGCCAUGGAACGUUUGGACAAAAAUGUGAUCAUUGAAUUUGAGACACCAGAAGGCGUUAUUGUCAGUCAGAAUACUUUAAAUCCCGCAUCAACGCUCACCCAGUCAUUUAAUCUACCUGAGACUGUCAGUUUGGGAACCUGGAAUGUUGUGACUAAAUAUGAAGAUUCCCCACAGAAGACCUUCAGAACACCAUUUGAUGUCAAAGAAUAUGUAUUGCCAAGUUUUAAAGUUGACAUUGAACCAAGUGAGAAGUUUUAUCAUGUUAAUGUCAACAGAAAUUUCCACGUGACUAUCACUGCAAGGUAUCUUAAUGGGAAGAGAGUAGAAGGUGUGGCCUUUGUCCUGUUUGGAGUGAAAACUGAUAAUGAGAAAAAGAGUAUUUCAGACUCACUCAGAAGAAUUCCAAUUCGAGAAGGGAAAGGCACUGCAGCACUAACUAAAGACAUGCUUCAGACCAGAUCUCGCAAUCUUAAUCAGCUUGUUGGGUACUCUCUCUACAUCUCUGUAACAGUGAUGACAGAAUCAGGGAGCGAUAUGGUAGUGGCUGAGAGAGGUGGCAUAAACAUAGUGACAUCUCCCUAUCAGAUCCACUUCACAAAAACACCAAAGUUCUUCAAGCCAGGGAUGCCCUAUAAACUGAUGGUGUUUGUCACCAACCCUGAUGGUUCCCCAGCUGCCCGUGUCCCUGUGGUAUCAGAGCCCAUUCGGGCUCAGGCAACCACCCAGAAGGAUGGGACAGCCAACCUGGUCCUGAACACACCAGCAGACACACAAGAACUAAAAAUCACAGUAAAAACGGACCAAGUGGGAUUCCCAGAUGAACAUCAGGGAAUCAAGACCAUGCUGGCUACAGCCUAUCAAACCCAGAAAGGGUCUGGAAACUAUCUCCAUUUAGCUGUCUCACCCACAGAAAUCAAAUCUGGGGACUAUGUAUAUAUCCACUUCAACAUAAGAAGCAACAAUCCAAACCAAAUCAGAUAUUUCACCUACAUGAUCUUGAGUAAAGGGAAGAUACUCAAGGUUGGGAGACAAUCCAGACCUGCUGGGAGGAAUCUAGUGACAAUGCUUUUGUCCAUCACGCCAAAUCUUAUUCCUUCCUUCCGAAUUGUGGCUUAUUAUCAAGUGGGGAACAGUGAGAUUGUAGCUGACUCUGUCUGGGUGGAUGUGAAGGAUACCUGCAUGGGAAAGUUAGUUAUAAAAGGAGCAACUGCGGAUGAUAAUCGAAUUCACCGACCAGGAGAAGCAAUGAAAAUCAAAGUGGAAGGGGAUCCGAAUGCUCGGGUUGGACUUGUGGCUGUGGACAAAGCCGUCUAUGUCCUGAAUAAAAAUAACAAGAUAAGUCAGACUAUGGUCUGGGACACAGUAGAGAAGAGUGACAUUGGCUGUACUGCUGGCAGUGGUAGGAACAAUGUGGGAGUGUUUGAAGAUGCUGGGUUGGCUCUGGAGACCAGCAACAAGCUUUCCACAAAACAAAGAUCAGAGAUAAAAUGCCCCCAAGUGACAAAAGACAGACGCUAUCGCUCCGUACAGCUCCGUGAAACAAGCAACGGUGACCAUGAAGAAUUUUUCAUGGAUGAGGAUGAUAUUGUCUCCAGGACUGAAUUUCCAGAGAGCUGGUUAUGGGAAACAAAAGUACUGACAGAAGCUCCUAACCAUCAAGGGAUCUCAUCCGAGAUAGUGUCUUUUUACCUGAAGGAUUCCAUCACAACCUGGGAGGUGUUGGCUGUAAGCAUUUCAGAAACAAAAGGCAUCUGUGUGGCUGACCCUUAUGAAAUAACCGUUAUGAAGAACUUCUUCAUUGACCUAAGGCUGCCUUACUCAGUAGUUAGGAAUGAGCAGGUGGCGAUUCAAACUAUUCUCUACAAUUAUGGAAUGCAAACUAUCAAGGUGCGAGUGGAACUGAUUCACAACCCAGCCUUCUGCAGCGCUUCCACCGCCAAGCAGCACUACAGGCAUGAUGUCACUAUCAGGGCUCAGUCCUCUACGGCAGUCCCAUUUGUCUUGGUCCCACUCAAGCUGGGAUUACAUGACGUCGAGGUCAAAGCAGCUGUCUGGAAUAUGAUGUUGUGUGAUGGUGUGAAGAAGAAGCUCCAGGUUGUGCCUGAAGGGAUACGGAGAUCACUUGUGAAUAUCACUGAGUUGGAACCUUCUGUAAAAGGAAAAGAUGGAGUCCAGGAAGUGCUGGUGAAAGCUCAACAUUUUGAUGAUAUUGUUCCUGGAACUGAACCUGAGAUCAAAAUUAACAUUCAAGGAAUCCUUGUGGAUUAUCUUCUUGAAGAGUCAAUUGAUGGAAGCAACCUGAAAUAUCUCAUCAUAACACCUUAUGGCCAUGGGGAAAUAAACAUGAUCACCAUGACACCAUCAGUUAUUGCCACUCACUAUCUUGAUGCCACAGAUCAAUGGGAGAAGCUUGGGGUGAAUCUCAGGGCUGAGGCCAUCAAAAAGAUCCUGCAAGGUUAUGUCCAGCAGAUGGUAUUCAAAAAACCAGACCACUCCUAUGCUGCCUGGAUAAACCGCCCAUCUAGCACUUGGCUAACAGCAUAUGUAGUGAAGGUCUUUACCUUGGCUUCCAAAAUUGUAUCAGCUGUUAACGAACAGAUUAUUUGUGGAGGUGUGAAGUGGCUGGUGAUGAAGAAGCAAAAGCCAGACGGGAUUUUCCAUGAAGAUGCCCCUGUGAUUCAUGGAGAGCUGGUGGGAGGCUAUAAAGGAGCAGAAUCAGAUACGUCAUUAACAGCUUUCGUCCUGGUUGCAUUGCUGGAAUCCAGACGCUUCUGUGAGAAACACUUUAAUGUUCUAGAUAGCAGUAUCAAUAAAGCUGCAAAUUAUUUAUGGAAGAAAUAUGGCACAUUGCAAAGACCUUAUACCACAGCACUCACAGCCUAUGCUUUGGCCCUGGCAGGGAGACUGAAUGAUGACAGAGUCCUCAUGGCAGCAUCAACAGGCGGGAACCGCUGGGAAGAAUAUAAUUCUCGCACCAACAGCAUCGAGGGCACCUCCUAUGCCUUGCUGGCCUUGCUGAGAAUGAAGAAGUUUGAGAGAACUGGCAUUAUCAUUAAAUGGCUGACGGAGCAAAAAUAUUACGGAGGAACAUUUGGACAAACUCAGGCAACCAUCAUAAUGUUCCAAGCUCUUGCCCAGUACGAAAUUGGCAUGCCAACCCACAUGGACUGGAACCUGAAUGUUGCCAUCAAAUUUUCAGAACGACAAGAUCCAAUCCAUUACAGAAUUGAUGGCAAGAAUGAGCUUUUAGUCAGGACAGCAGAGACCAAGUUCAAUGGAGAUGUCACUGUUCGUGCCUCGGGCCAAGGAAAAGCGAUGCUGGUUGUUACAACACUGUAUUAUGCACAGAUGAAAGCAGAAGCAGCUCAGUGCAAGAAAUUCACCCUUGAUGUUAGUGUUGAACCCCUCAAGCUGAGUCAGAAGGAGCUAAACGGAUCCCUGCAGAUUGUCAAGAUCAAAAUCUGCACCAGAUAUCUUGGUGAUGUCGAUGCCACAAACUCCAUCAUUGAUGUCUCCAUGCUUACUGGUUUUGCGCCUAAUGUUGACGAUCUUAACAGGCUUUCUGAAGGAGUCGGCAGACAUAUUACCAAUUACGAAAUUAACAAAAGCUACUCUGAAAGAGGAAAUCUUAUCAUUUACUUGGAAGAGGUCUCUCACACAAAUGAUGUAUGUGUACAGUUUAGAGCUCACCAGUUUUUUGAAGUCGGUCUCAUUCAGCCAGCAUCCGUGAAGGUGUACAGCUAUUAUAAUCUAGAUGAGCAGUGUAUCAAGUUCUACCAUCUUCCCAAAGAAAGUGGCCUCCUCAAUAAGAUAUGUCAUGGUGAUGUUUGCCGAUGUGCAGAAGAAAACUGUUCUUUGCUCAACCAUGUGAAGACAGACAUUGAUUUUCAGCAACGAUUUCUUCUGGCCUGCCAAAGAGGAGUGGAUUAUGUAUACAAAGCCAAAUUGGUUCGAAUAGAAGAAGAAAAUGGUUAUGAGAACUACUUCAUGCAAGUUCUAGAAAAUAUUAAAGAAGGGACUGAUCCAAAUCCAGAAGCCAGUCCUCGCAAGUUUAUCAGCCAGAUGAGAUGCAGGGAAACUCUGAAUCUGAAGGAGAACAACGACUAUUUGAUCUCAGGUGUCAGCAGUGACCUCUGGCUUGUAAAGAAUGAUGUCUACUACCUUAUAAGCAAAAAUACCUGGAUCGAGAGGUGGCCAAGUGAGGAUGAAUGCCAAGACGAAGAACUGCAGGACUUCUGCGAUGACCUUGAUCGGUUUUCCGAUACAUUGAUAUUUUUGGGCUGCCAGGUCUAACUGGAGUUGUCUGUUAUUCAUGGAAGGCCGGCUUCUGAGGUCAUGUCAGAAGUCACAUUCCCUCCUGAGGUUUUAUCUUUUAUCUUUUUUCUCUCCUUUCCACCACUUCAAAUUGAUUCUGUAUUUUUAAAAAGGCCUGGUUUCUUAGUGCUGUUGUGUUACAAGUAAAAGAAUAUAAUUACUGGUAUUUCAGAUUCACUAAUUUAGAUUUAGCUUACUGAAUAACAUUACAUCAAAUCCUCAAAAACCACAAAACAAAAAUAAGAGUUUUACUUCCUGGCUAAGCUUACAAAAUGAGUGGUUUAGGGAUGGGUGAGAUGAUUAUUGCUUUCUCCUCUUAAUGCAAAUUUACUAAACUCAUAUCGCCCCACUUGCACACAGACUGGAACACAAUUACAUGGCAGUAUUCCAAAUCUUCUGAAUGUUGCAAUCCAAUCUGCAAAUACAGAAAGGUGCAUAAAAAUAUGUGUGUCAGUAGACCAUAACUGCAUUAUUUCAAAGCAUUGCAUACAUUUGGAAAUGUGCAUGUAAAUGUACUUAAGAGUUAAAUAUUGUGCAUAAAAAUACAAAUGUCAGUAGAAAGGCACACAAAAUGCAUAGACACUUUCAUCUUAAGUACUGUCAUGGGCAUUCUAAUAGUGGCAUAUCUGUUUAACUUAUCUAUAGCCAAUGAAAUGUGAAUGAAUUUGUGUUCAAACAGUGGGGCAUC
This is a messenger RNA of Anolis carolinensis (green anole), 5519 nucleotides long. Its product is annotated as complement C3-like. The transcript has 39 exons. The record is from RefSeq and is a predicted model, not a curated record. Gene Ontology annotation, molecular function: protein binding; endopeptidase inhibitor activity. Lineage: Eukaryota; Metazoa; Chordata; Lepidosauria; Squamata; Anolidae. Gene Ontology annotation, cellular component: extracellular region. The coding region runs from base 8 to 4810 and encodes 1600 amino acids.